Kwoniella shivajii is the source of this 576-nucleotide messenger RNA. RefSeq lists its product as uncharacterized. The coding region runs from base 1 to 576 and encodes 191 amino acids. The record is from RefSeq and is a predicted model, not a curated record. NCBI's taxonomy places the organism in Eukaryota, Fungi, Basidiomycota, Tremellomycetes, Tremellales, Cryptococcaceae. Gene Ontology annotation, molecular function: fatty acyl-CoA hydrolase activity. The transcript has 6 exons.
AUGGCAUGUCUGAAAUUCUUGCAGAAGUGUUGGUCGACCACUUUAUCAAAAGGGGGACAUGACUCCAAUGUUCUCUCAUCAUUACGAUUAGUUGAAGCAAGACCGAAAUACUUGAAAGGAGUAUUUACGAUUGAGCAGAAACACUUGAAUAAUCACGGGACUAUACAUGGUGGUGUGAUACUUUCGUUGACAGACACGAUAACCUCUUUAUCACUUUCAACACUCGGAUUCCCACCACCAACAGGAGUCAGUGUUAAUAUUUCAACUGAAUUCGUCCGACCUGGCGGGACACUCGGUUCCAAAUUAGUCUGUGUCGGUAUCGUAGAACAAUGUGGACGGAAUCUAGCUUAUACACGAUGUGAAUUCUCAACUCCGUCUCCGAGCAACAAUGAAAGUGAUGACAACAAAGAUAAAGAUAAUGGCGAUGAGGAGAAAGGGAAUGGGAAUAAAAUAGGAAAAUUGGUCGCUUAUGGAAGUCAAACUAAAUUCAUGGGUGGUUGGAACAAAGAUAGACAAUUCAGUCAAGAUGGUCAAGUUGCAUUAGACACCGAGUUCAGUAAGGAUGCCAAGUUGUGA